Molecule: messenger RNA, 1896 nt
Organism: Punica granatum (pomegranate)
Lineage: Eukaryota; Viridiplantae; Streptophyta; Magnoliopsida; Myrtales; Lythraceae
Source: RefSeq, a predicted model, not a curated record
AUGACAGAACGUCCAAAGCUGUAGAGCUAAGCUAACCGUAUCUCUCGAUAUUAUUCAUUAACAAAAACAGGACGCAGUCCCCUUCCUUCCGCUUCCCCUCCUCCAAUUCAAAAACCUCAAUAAAAUCCUCCAACCUCCGGGAGCAUCUCCCUUGCACGACAAGGCUGGGAUUCUUGGUGAUUCCAUAAAGUCGAAAUCGAAACAUGGGGCGAGAACGCCGCCCUCCUCGCCCCUUUAUUUUUUCGUGAUCGAGGGGAGGUGGAUCCGGGGACGACUCGGAGAUGCCGGAGAUUGAGGAGUGUUCUUCCUCGGUGGGGCUGCCGGGGGAGGCGCCCGGGAACAGCCUCAUGGGGAAGUACGAGGUGGGGAGGCUGCUGGGCCGGGGUGCUUUCGCCAAGGUGUACCACGCGCGGGACGUUCGGACGGGGCAGAGCGUGGCGAUCAAGGCGGUGAGCAAGCAGAAGGUGAUGAAGGGCGGGUUCGCGGCCCACGUGAAGAGGGAGGUCUCCAUCAUGAGGCGGCUCCGCCACCCCCACACCCUCCGCCUCUUCGAGGUGCUCGCCACCCGCACCAAGAUAUACUUCGUCAUGGAGCUCGCCAAGGGCGGCGAGCUCUUCGCCAGGGUCGCCAAGGGCCGUUUCAGUGAGAACCUCUGUCGCCGAUACUUCCACCAGCUCAUCUCCGCCGUCGGCUACUGCCACUCCCGUGGCGUCUUCCAUCGUGACCUCAAGCCCGAGAACCUCCUCCUCGAUGACAACUUGGACCUCAAGGUCUCCGACUUCGGCCUCAGCGCCGUCCGCAAUCAGAUCCGUCCCGACGGUAUGCUCCACACCCUCUGCGGGACCCCGGCCUACGUCGCCCCGGAGAUCCUCGCCAAGAAGGGCUACGAUGGCGCCAGGGUCGAUAUCUGGUCCUGCGGCGUCAUCCUCUUCGUCCUCAGUGCGGGCUACUUGCCCUUCAACGAUCCCAACCUCAUGGUCAUGUACCGGAAGAUCUACAAGGGCGAGUUCCGGUGUCCGAAGUGGACCUCGCCGGAGCUCAAGCACUUCCUCUCCCGUCUCCUCGACACGAACCCCGCCACGAGGAUCACCGUCGAAGAGAUGCUGCAUGACCCGUGGUUCCAGAAGGGGUACGACGAGGCCAAGUUCCUUCACCAUGAUCUCGACUUCGAUCUCGACCUCCUCAAGGGCGCUGCCGCUGAAGGCGACCUGGAGGGCAAGUGCCUCAACGCAUUCGACAUCAUCUCGUUCUCGUCUGGGUUUGACCUCUCCGGCCUGCUCGGCGACGGGUCCGGCUGCGCGGUGGAAGCCGAGCGGUUCGUGUCUGCAGAGCAGCCGGAGGCGAUAGUGGAGAGGGUCAAGGAGGCUGCGGAGGAGGCGGGCAUGAGGGUGGCGCAGCGGAAGGGUUGGAGUGUAAGGCUGGAGGGGCAGGGCGGUAAUUUCGUGGCUGGAAUGAGGAUCGACCGGCUGACGGAGGAGCUGGUGGUGGUGGAGGUGAAGAGGCGGGAGGCGGAGGUGGAGCCGGAGGUUGAACCUGGCCGGAGUUUAUGGAAAGAUGAGCUGCGGCCGAAGCUUCUCGGUUUAAUUUAUCAACCGGACGAGCCGGUUCACCGUGACUAAGGAGAAACAGAUACUGCCUUUGUUAUGGAAAAUAUUUCCUCAUGGAAAUAAUUAUUAUGAGGGGUAAAAUAUAAAUAAACCCCCAGAAUUCAUUUUCAAGGGGAAAAAAAGAAAGAUUUGGGGGUGUAAAUGCAAGAAAAAGAUUCCCGGGUUCUCUGUAAAUUUGCAAUUUUUGCCUGGGAUUUUCCAUUUAUAUAUAUAUACAGACAUAUAUAUACUCCCAAGAAAUGUAUCCCAUAAUUAACGAAUUCAAGUUUUGGCAUUACCUUUUUUAUUA